This is a messenger RNA of Malania oleifera, 2284 nucleotides long. RefSeq names its product protein PLASTID MOVEMENT IMPAIRED 2. The record is from RefSeq and is a predicted model, not a curated record. Bases 214 to 2121 code for a protein of 635 amino acids. The transcript has 3 exons. Lineage: Eukaryota; Viridiplantae; Streptophyta; Magnoliopsida; Santalales; Ximeniaceae.
UUCACAUUUUCGAUUAUAGAGGCACGCAAUCAAACACGAAUCAGCCGUUUAAAAUACCUUUAAUAGAUGCCUUCUGGUGACCAAUCGUUAGGAAUUCUGUCUGCAUUAUCCUCGUAUCAUAGCUGGUUCCUUAACGGCACGAAGCUCUGAACAGUCUCCAGCUUUCGUUACGAAAUUUGCACUUCUGAAGAAGAGUAUCAGGGAGUUGGUUGAAUGGACAGAGGAGAGUUAGAUAGCAGAAGAAAGAUUGGAACAGUUAAAGCAGCCAUUAAUCUGUAUGGUGAACGAAUUCAUGAAGACAAGCCUGCACCUAAAAAAUCCCAGAUGGCUUUUUCAGAGCCCAUUUCAAGAACAAGAGAUCUCCAUCUUGCAAAGAGGGGCAUCAACCAAUUCAGUGAGAGCAAAAGAGUUGCAGAAUCUGAAAAGGCCCAAGCAGAAUAUGAGCUCUUCAAUGCGAAGAAGACUGUGAAAGAUCUCACUCAAUUGAUCGAGAAAUUGAGCUCAAAGGAAAAAUUGCAGAUGCAAGACCUUGAUACGGUAAAGAAGCCCAAGAGGCAUGAAAAUGAAUGGGCAGCGGCCACCCCAAGAUUUGAUGCAUAUCAGUAUAGCAAGGUGAUGAAAGAAUUGGAAUUAGUAAAACAGGAAAUAAGUAAACUUAAGCUUGAUUUGGCAUCAGUCUUACGAGAGAAAUUACGGGCUGAUGAGGACAUAGAGGCCUCAGGUUUGAAAAUGUGUUCUUGUUCAAACUCCAUGGAAGCACUUAGGAAAGAGAUUGAGGAAGUUAAUGAAGAGGAUGUACUAGUUGAGUUGGCCCGGAUUGAGGCUGUUAAGGAAUUUGGAGCUAUUGAAGCUCAGAGAAAGAAGGAAGCUUGUGAGUUCUCACUUGCAAUGGACAAAACCAAGGAAAGAAUGAAGGAUGCCAUCCAAGAGAUUGACCAUGUGAGAGAGCUCGAAACCAGAUUGGCUCUCACAAUGGCAGACAUUGAUGUAUUACAAAAUGGACUAAAGCUAGUGCAGGAAACGGAAAAAAGGGUCCAGAGAAAUGACAGUUUGAAACAUUUUGAAGUUGGUAAGGGGGAAGAGGAAUCUUCGUCUUUGUUAGAGGCAGUCACAGAAGUGCUACAAUCUGCAAAAGAUGAAUUUGAUUGUGUAAAAGAUGAAGGCUUUCGGAACAUGGCUUCAAUGGAUAUUGUAAGGAAUGAGCUCAAGCAUGUAUUGGAAGAGAUUGCUUUGUUGAAAACUGCAGAAGAGAAGACAGAUUUAACUGUUCAAAAUCUCAAUUCAAAGCUCUUGCGGGUGAAAUCUAAAUUGGAAGCAGCUUCAUUGGCUGAGGAAAAUGCUAGAUCACUUGCAUCCAAUCUAACUCUCACUCUUGAAGAAAUGAAAACAGAAGCAGAGGCAGCAAAGAAAGAAAAGGAGCUUACUAAUAAAGUAACUGCAACAAUCAAAGAAGAACUUAAGAAAACUGAAUUUGAGAUUGACUCGACUGAUGAAAGAUUGCAGGCUGCCAUGCUAGAGCUUGAAGAGCUAAAAUCAUCAGAAACAAUAGCUCUUGAGAAUCUUAAAAUUCUAAUUGAGAAUACCAUGGCGGCCAGAGCUUCUGUGUCACAGAAUAGUUCCUCAAUUACAAUUUCAAGUUUUGAAUACAUGUAUUUAACUGGAUGUGCAGCUGGGGCAGAAGAAAUUGCAGAUAAAAAGGUUGCAGCGGCUCAGGCAUGGACUGAAGCAUUAAGAGCCAGUGAGAAGGAGAUAUUGAUGCGAACUGAAAUAUCUCAGAGGGAAAUCAGAGAACUGAGGAUCAAGGAAGAGCAAGAAGUAUAUAGAGCAGAGACACUGCUUUCAGCAAAGAAAGCAGUUGAGGGAGAGUUGCGGAAUUGUAGACAAAGAAGUGAAAAAUUUAAACAAGCUAAAAAUUUUCGGCUUCAAGUUGAAUCACCUAGAAAGUCCAUUAAAGAUGGUGGCAAUUUAACACCAGCACGACGAGCUAAGCUGCGAAAGUCGGCCUCUCCAGCAACUCGGCUUGUUACCCGAACAAAUUCUUACACUGUUAGGAAGAGAUUGAAGGUAAUGCCCAAUCUAGCCAAGUUCUUCGCUAGUAAGAGAACUGAAAAGAAAAUCUAAGCUGUCUACUCUCAUAUCCAAGUGUUCAUUACUGAUUUGAUUUCAUAAGAGUAAAUUGUAAUGACAUUUAGUUCUAACCAAAGUGAAACACUUUGAGCAUUGGAACUUGGAAGCUAACAAUUAGUUUCUAGUCUCCCACUCAUUAAUUUAAUUUUCUUUCAUG